This is a messenger RNA of Haliotis rubra (blacklip abalone), 1217 nucleotides long. RefSeq lists its product as uncharacterized. Gene Ontology annotation, cellular component: extracellular region. The coding region runs from base 640 to 1164 and encodes 174 amino acids. NCBI's taxonomy places the organism in Eukaryota, Metazoa, Mollusca, Gastropoda, Lepetellida, Haliotidae. The transcript has 4 exons. Gene Ontology annotation, molecular function: chitin binding. The record is from RefSeq and is a predicted model, not a curated record.
AAUAACCCCCUCCAACUUCGUGGCGGGAGAUAAUAAAAUAGAGUGGUGUAACUGGUUAUUCUGAAAUACAGACAGAAUUACUGCGACUGUAAUUGGUGAUGUUUGUGUUAUAUGUUAGUGUGAGCAAGCUUGUCAAACUAUACACUGCCAUUUAACUUGUCUGUGAAGAGCUGUUGACAACCAUGACGUAGACACACUUCACGACAUCUGGGGCAACACCUUAACCCGUACCUGAGAUAGAUAAAGACUGUGCAACUGAUGCUAGCCUGUCUCGGUGCCCGUGUUUGUGUUCAUUGGUGAAGGGAGCUCUACACCACAUGGAGAGUUAAAAUAUCCUUGCAAAUGAAAAACCAUAUCUGCUCCUUAGAUAACCACAUGGUCGUUUCUCGUGUAUACAUCCUAUCAUUAAAAUCUUCAAGAGCUUGUGAAUCGUCGGUUAAAUUACGUGACGGCGAGUGAAGAAAACAUUACUGUGUAACAAUUCUUCCAUGUUCUGCCCUGUCUGAUAACGGCUGUGGGAACGGCGUAUUUUUCUCUUCGUCCAUUAAGCGAGGUGCGGAUCUCAUAACUACCACCAGCACCUGUCCUGUAGCAGAUUCAGAGUUGUGAAGUAGACGUUUGGAUCCCAUCUACAGCCCCAUGAUGUGUGAGUGUCGGGUAUUGUGCUUGCUGAUGGCGCUGAUGGUCGCCCUGGAGUCAUCAUCAGCACUGAUUUCACCCAAAGACGACGUGAACCCCAUUUGUCUGACGACGACGCAGACGUUGAUCGCCCACCCCACUAAAUGUGCCCAGUACUACAACUGCAGCGCCCCCGCCGCUAAACGGACCUGGGGGAGGAACCUACAGGAAUGUCAACCCCCACAACUGUACAACCCCGACACCCAGCGAUGUGAGCACUGCAGUAUGGUCACGUGUGGCAACAGAACAGAACCCCUCGGGAAAUGUGACUAUGCCAGGUAUGCAUGUCUUGGGGGAAAGGACUGCGGGCAGCCCUGUUACAUCCACAACCCGUCCUGCAGGGGCCGCCCUGACGGCCUCAACGCCUACCCAAAUCGCCCCGGCUCUGGGUCCUACACUGUGUGCGUGAAUCAGAGGCUGGUCUACACCGGGGUGUGUGGCAAUUCUAAGGUCUUUGACGCUACACUGCGCGCCUGCAAAUGUUAGUAAAUAUAUGUUGUUUUAAAAAUGAAACUGGAAAUUAAAGAGUUUAUCAACGA